AUGGGUAGAUCAAGAUGGCUUCUGAUGAAACUCAGAUUGAUUAGUGUUUUAUUUGAGGCUUUGGUGAUUAUCUCCUUAUCGGCUGCUUCUUCAAGAGAUGAAGAACUGGUAGAUUCAUCGAAGUUGGAGAUGUUUGUCGAUGAGGUUCCAGAUAUGCCCAGAAUCCAUGGCUACAAGAUCCUUCAUGGAGUUCCCAAACCCAAAUCUCUCGUCAUUGGCAUGUUCAAAAAGAAUUGGAAAUUCCAUAGAGAUUUGCCGCCAACACCAGUUUUUGCUUAUGGUGUCGACAAACAUUCUGCAACAGUCCCAGGUCCCACAAUUGAGGCCCUUCACGGAGUUGACACCUAUGUGACAUGGCAGAAUCACCUCCCUUCAUGCCACAUCCUCCAAUGGGACCCAACAAUUCCAACCGCCAUACCUCACUCAAAGAAGGGCAUCCCUACAGUGGUUCACCUCCAUGGUGGCAUCCAUGAGCCCCAGAGUGAUGGCAACCCAAAUGCCUGGUUCACCGCUGGAUUCAAUGAAAUGGGGCCCACUUGGAUGAAGAAGACCUUUCACUAUCAUAACAAUCAGCAUCCUGGAGAUCUAUGGUAUCAUGAUCAUGCCCUUGGGUUAACUAGAGUCAACCUCCUUGCUGGCUUGAUUGGGACCUAUAUCAUCCGUCACCCUCUAAUCGAGGACCCUCUCGGCUUACCCCACGACAUUGCCAUUGAUCGACCUUUAAUGAUCUUUGAUAGGAGCUUUCACAUUGACGGUUCCUUAUACAUGAAUUCCACUGGAAACAUCCCUGCUGUGCAUCCCUUUUGGCAACCGAUAUACAAUGGUAAUGUUAUUGUCGUGAAUGGAAAAGUUUGGCCUCGCAUGACAGUGCAACGUCGUAAAUAUAGAUUUCGAAUAAUCAAUGCCAGCAAUUCUAGAUUCUUUAGAUUCUUCUUCCUUAAUGGCUUGCAAUUCACCAUCGUGGCAUCUGAUUCUGCUUACAUUGAAGAGCCAGUGAUGAUGACAGAAGUUUUAGUGGGGCCAUCUGAGAUUAUAGAUAUGAUUGUUGACUUUUCUCAGUCAAAAAGUGACACUAUUAUCCUAGCCAAUAAUGCACCGUAUCACUUCCCUUUUGGUGAUCCAGUGGAUGAAGCUAAUGGAAAGGUCAUGAAAUUCUUCAUACAACCUGAUUUAGAAGUUGACAAGUCACGCAUCCCAAAGAAGUUGAUAAAAUAUCCUGAUGCAAAGUUAUCUAGUGUGUUGCACACCCGGUACAUUAGAAUGUUUGGGUUUGGCAUGGGGAAGGAAAGGCCAACUCACUUGUACUUAAAUGCUAAACCCUUCGAGUCACCAGUGACAGAAACUCCAGAGGAGGGAUCAACAGAGGUGUGGUAUGUGAUCAACUUAACGAUGGCUAAUCAUCCGUUUCACAUUCAUUUAGGGCUGUUGAAGGUGUUAGAUCAAACAGAGCUAUUGAAUUUUGAGGAGUUUAAUGAAUGCAUGAGGAAACAUAAUAAUGUGACUGAGUGCCACAUGGAGGAGCAUGCAAAUGGCCAGAAAAUAGAGGUUCCAGCUCAUGAGAGAGGGUGGAAGGUGGUGCACAAGAUGAUACCUAAGUUUGUGACGAAGAUUGUGGUGAGGUUUGGUUACAUACAUACAAAUGCAUCAUAUGGGUUUGAUGCAACAGCGGAACCUGGUUAUGUGUAUCACUGUCAUAUGUUGAACCAUGAAGACAAUGAGAUGAUAAGGCCUUUGAAAUUGACAAAGAGAGGUUUAUAUUACAAAGGAGAUGAUGGCCUGAUAGAUUCUAACAAGUAA
Messenger RNA from Prosopis cineraria, 1797 nucleotides. RefSeq names its product multicopper oxidase LPR1-like. The record is from RefSeq and is a predicted model, not a curated record. Gene Ontology annotation, molecular function: copper ion binding; oxidoreductase activity. NCBI's taxonomy places the organism in Eukaryota, Viridiplantae, Streptophyta, Magnoliopsida, Fabales, Fabaceae. The transcript has 3 exons. Bases 1 to 1797 code for a protein of 598 amino acids.